This is a messenger RNA of Papaver somniferum (opium poppy), 5769 nucleotides long. Its product is annotated as pentatricopeptide repeat-containing protein At3g22690-like. NCBI's taxonomy places the organism in Eukaryota, Viridiplantae, Streptophyta, Magnoliopsida, Ranunculales, Papaveraceae. Gene Ontology annotation, biological process: RNA modification. The record is from RefSeq and is a predicted model, not a curated record. Gene Ontology annotation, molecular function: RNA binding; protein binding. The transcript is spliced from 8 exons. The coding region runs from base 12 to 2420 and encodes 802 amino acids.
GUGAGGGAAAGAUGAUAGCGGCUACAUCGUUCAGUUCAAACUUCCCGCCACCACAAAAGAAACCAACUACACUAACUAACACUUCAACAUCUUUAAACUACAAUACUCAAUUCAUCUCCCUUCUGCUAAACUGUUCCUCUUUGCAAGAACUCCACCAAUUACACGCUCAAUUUGUCAAAACCGGGGCUAUUAAUGAUUCUGUACUUCUCACCAGACUCAUUUCUUUGUGCUCUUUAUUGGAUUUCAGCAACGUCGAAUAUAUUCAUCGCAUUCUUUUUUCUGUUUCGAAUGGGAAUAGGAUUAUCUGGAAUUCUAUAUUCCAGGAAUUUUCAGUUAGUUCAGUUCCAGAACAAAGUUUGUUACUGUUUAUAAAAAUGAUUGAAGGGGACAAAUCUUCUUCUGUAAAUUCUCAUGUCAUUCCUUCAAUUCUUAAGGCUUGUUCAAGGAUAAUGGGAGCUUCUGAAGGAAUCCAGAUUCAUGGAAUAUGUGUCAAGUUGAAUACUAUGGCGGACUCUUAUGUACAAAAUGCUAUGAUUCAGAUGUACUCAAAAUGUGGGCAAUUGUUUGAGGCACGGCAAGUGUUUGAUAAAAUGCCUGAUAAGAAUGUCGUGUCUUGGAACAGUAUUAUAACUUGUUAUGCUGAAUUGGGUAGAUGGGAAGAUGUGAAAAUACUGUUUUGGUUGAUGGUGGAAGAGUCUUUCUUAAUUCCGAAUUCAAUCACACUUGUGAAAAUGAUAUCUGCAUGUACUAAAUCUGGGGAUUUUGAAGCAGGAAAGUGGGUUCAUCAGUAUAUAUUGGAAAAUGGAAUUCGGGUGUGCUUAAAUCUUGGAAAUACUUUAAUGAACAUGUACGCGAAAAUGGGAGAGAUGAAUGAAGCUCGUCGACUGUUUGAUCAGAUGUGGGAACAAGAUGUUGUGUCCUGGACCACAUUGGUUAGUGGGUAUGCAGGGUCUGGCAGUUUGGACGUUGCCCGUGAAUUUUUUGACAGGAUUCCCAAUCGCAAUGUCAUCGCAUGGAAUGCUAUGUUUGCUGGUUAUGUUUCUAAUGGUUGUUUUCUCGAAGCUGUCCUGCUUUUCAGAGACAUGCUGGUUUUCUCUGAGAACCCUGAUAGGGCUACAAUUCUCAGUGUACUUGCAGCAUGUGUGGGAUUAGAAGAUAUAUUUACGGCUAGAACAAUUCAUGGGUUUGUAUGUAAAGGUGGUAUUGAUUGGACAGUUGACUUAGUUAACUGUUUUAUAAGGAUGUAUACCAAGUGUGGCAGCAUGUACUCCGCCGAGUUGUUGUUCAAGAGAAUGCACAUGAAAAAUGAGAUAACGUUUACAACAAUGAUUGUAGGUUAUGUUCAAUGUGGAGCAGAAGAAGUGGCACUUGAGAUUUUCUACAAAAUGCCUUACAAGGAUAUCAUUUCUUGGAAUGCCUUGUUAGCUGUGCUCAAUCAGUGUAGUUAUUUUAAUGAAGCCUUGAGCAUUUUCUUGGAUAUGCUGAGGGCCAAUGUUAGACCUAACAAACUUACCUUGGUUAGCAUGUUGUCUGCCUGUGCUAACGCUGGUGCUUUUGAUCUAGGGCAAUGGAUUCAUGCCUACAUUGAUAGAAAUAACAUUGAAACUGAUAACCACUUGCUCUCUUCACUCAUAGAUAUGUAUGCAAAAUGCGGAAGCAUAGAAAUAGCAGUUGAACUUUUUGCUAAAGUACAGAAUAAGGACCUUUUAAUAUGGAGUAUUAUGAUCCGUGGACUUGCCAUGAAUGGACAUGGAAACCUGGCCUUGGAUCUUUUCGAAGAAAUGCUACAGUUUGGUGUGGAACCAGAUAGUAUCACAUUUAUUGGAGUGUUAAGUGCUUGCAGUCAUGCAGGUUUAGUUGAUAAAGGUCGUCAUUAUUUCGAUAUGAUGACUCGCCUUUAUAAAAUUUCUCCGGAGGCUGAACACUAUAGUUGUAUGGUGGAUAUUUUUGGCCGUCGUGGUCUUUUACUAGAGGCAAAAGAUUUUAUUGAGGACAUACCAAGAAACUGUAAUGAGAAAGCGAUUUGGGGUGCUCUACUUGGUGCUUGCAGAAUACAUGGGAAUGUUGAACUAGCAAAAUAUGCAGCAAAUCAUCUCCUCGAAUUGGAUCCAAAUAGUUCGGGGGGAUAUGUACUACUAUCUAAUAUAUAUGCUGAAACUUCUAACUGGAAUGACGUUGUGGAGGUUCGAAAAUUGAUGAAAAUGAAGGGGGUUGCUAAACUUCCUGGUUGUAGCUGUAUCGAGCUAAAUGGUGUAGUUCAAGAAUUCUUUGCUGGGGACAUUUCUCACCCACAAUGUGAGCAAAUUUACAGGAUCUUAGAAGAACUUGAAAGACACAUGGGAUCAACAGAUAGUGAAUACGAGUAUUAUUCUCUCGACCGACUGCUGUGCCCUCAAAGGUGUCUAAAAAAUUGGGACUAAAAAAGUUAUCUAAUUUGUACAACCAUAACACCACCAUUUUGAGACCUAAAAGGAACUCAAAACCAAGAUGUGACUGGAGUAUCUAGCCGAAGUUUCGAGUCCUUCAACUUUACCACGUGUUUACAAGUCUGCAGAAGGAAAGCACAUGAUAUUGGAUGUGCCAGUGCUUCACUAAGGCUCGUUUAUGGUUGGACAAGUGAAUGCAGUAGCAUGAUUCGAGAUUGUUCUCUUGGCAGGAAUUCAAAAUCACGAUGUUGCUGGAGAAGUUCGUUUAUGUCUACCCAAAGCUCCGAGUCCUUUAAGUGUCCCACCUGUUUAUGAGGCCGCUGAAGCAUUCUACAGCCUUCAACCUUACUAUCACAUUGUUGAUUGAUUUAGAGUUUUCAUUGGUGCUAGCUGAUGAGCACAUGAGUGUAUCUUCUACACGGCAUUACCUUUCAAUGUUUGGUGACCCACAGGUUCAAUUAUGAAUUGGAUAAAUGUACAAUAAGAUGUAUGGAUAUUGUUCUUAUAUUGGCAGUUGUCUUUGACAUCCGAAUCAUGCUUCAAAAGGAUCAAAUAAGGUAAACUUCUGAUGUAGUAAGGACCCAUAUUGAGUUCAUCUGCAGCUGAAUUACUGACUAUCAAGUAAUAAUUCUUUACCUCUAUCCAAACGUCUUCUUUUCUCGUCUUGUUUAUUCCUUUUCAUAGCAAUAAAAGGUUUAACGAUUCUCAUUUAAAAAAUGUAAAAACUGAAAGUGGAACAAAGAAGUUAAAUAGGAGGCAGUAACUGGUUUCUUGUUAUCACAUUGUUAAGACGUCUAGUUUUUGGCUGACUUGCUUGAGUCUGACAUGUUUGAGACUAAAUCCUUGCACCCUCUGGGUGAUUGCUGAAUCUGGCUCAUCCUACAUUAUGAGGUCUAAUGUAAGAUUGUUGCAGUUUCAGGGUUGGAUAGAUGUACACCGAGUCAGGCGGUUUAGACAUUUUUAUCUGUCUUGCCGAUCUCUGAAGAAGAGAUGACCCUGGACCCAAACCACUACCUGAUAUACCAAAAAAAAUUAUUGUCUCAGGUUCGAGUAAGAGUUUGGAAGGGUGUUCCUUUCUCUUAUUUUCUGUGUAAAGAAAGGGUCACGUAGUUUGGUAGAUAUGGCCCAGAAAGAUUAAUUACAGAAACCAUAGCCAGACACCAUUAUCUGUAGUGUGAAAUGAUGAUCUCAAUUCCCAUUUCAGGAAUAAGGGUUUGAUUAGUUACGUUCCACCAAUGAAAAUUUCCUUUUUUUUUUGGUGUUGGACUAAUAUACUCCAUCACAUUCCAUUCUAGAUCUAUAUAUCAAUCACAGUCUUCUUUACACUUCUCCUAGGAUAGAAAAAUCACACUUUCCAUUUAUCUAGUUUAAACUCAUAAAACAUCUUGCUCAUCUUGCACUGGACUAUAACCAUUUUUGUGAAUAAUCUUUGGAAGGAGUUGCGUGCAAAACACCUGGAUUCGACUUGAUUCAAUUAACAUCAAUCCAACUUAACAAUAUAUGAAAAUAGUAAUUGUACUUCUGUCUCGUGGUUCACAUAUUCUAAAACAGCUUUAAUUUGACCCUUUUAUGUCUUCGGAUCUGUCUCUAUGCCAUGGCAAUCCACACGUUCCUCGGUCUUGUAAUAUACGGAGAAUUAUACUAUCCUCUUCCUUGUGCCCAUUAAAACCACCUAGCCGGCACCUGCUACUAUAACCUUGUGUUUGGUUUUUAUGAUUUGGAAUUUGUUGCUUUACAUUUUCUAAGACAGUACGAUUCCAAGUCUUGACUUACUUGUAAAAAUCGUCUCAAUAUUAGAACGGGUUUAGCAAGAAUUCCUAAACAAUUGAAUUCAAGCAUUUAAUGAUAGUCCAGUGUAUUAAUUAAGUACUAAUUAAUUAUUUAAUAAUUAAUGGAAAGAUUCUCUUUACCUUACUCUUUCAGAGAAGAUCUGAAAUGAAAUUUGAUGGAAGUUUCAUUUGUGACUUUGUGUCCAUGGAAGUGAUGGUGAGCCUACAAAUGACACUUGGGAAAGUGGUAGGUAAGUAAGUAGAUUCCUUUCCAUUCCUUUCCUUCUGCCCCCACUCACUCUCUGAAUUAUAUGCCCCUUAUCUCCCUGCUGAGCAUGUUUUUUCCUUAUCUUCAAAGUUUAAAUAUAUUUUGCUCCCUACAAAUAUUUUCUAGACAAUAAACAAACUUGGCUUAACAAACUUUAUAUCAUAUUCUAGUGAAAAACAUAUCAAUUUGAUCCGUUUCUUGAUUUUUCGGAAUUAUUAGAUCUUCUUGGCCAAACUUCACUCUGGUUUUAGAAGAGAAAAAUGCCAAAAUGGCACAUAUGGAAUUGUGUUCAUUUAUAGGGAUAAGCUGGGAACCUUAAAACAAUUGUACAACUCAUUAUUAUUAUUUCCUGUAGGAGAAACACGUAGUUCAAACUUCAAACCAUAAAUAAUUGAGGGAGAGAACUUUGUCUGAAAGAGAUUUACAGCUGAGUAGUAAAUCUCAGACAAAGUGACUCUUCCCACUUGGUUUUGUCUAAAUAUAUCAUAUUCAUAUGGUUUUGGCUCACACCAAAUCACUCAAAGUUUUUAGCUAUAUAGAGAGAAAAGAAUACCGCUGUAUUUCAGUGAUAAUUCAAGUAAAAGUAGUAAUUACUAUAUCAUCAUCACCAACCAUGGCUGGUAUGCUUCCAGGAGUAGAGCUUGCUAGAAGGAGGAGGACUAGUCAUCAUUUCUUUGACAGUAAUUGUCGGGAUUCAACUCGUCAUCAACGAAUUGAUACAUCUAGUACUAUGGAUGAAGCCGCUCAUAAAGCUCGUCGCAGACUCGAACAAAAACUCCGUGGUCUUGCUCCUUCUUCCAGAAGGAAUACAGUACUCCAGACUAACAAUAACAACAGUAGUAAUGAAGGAAGAAGCUCCAGACCUGCAAAAGAAGUUAGAAAGAAAGUAGUGGUAGUAGGGACAAAGUUUGCACAAUUAGAAAGAAUGAAUUCACAGAGAGAAGUUUGUUCCAUUUGCUUGGAAGAAUUUGGGACACCGAGACAGGUUAUGCACUUGCCCUGUUUUCAUAAAUAUCAUUCAGACUGUCUUCAACCAUGGCUCACUAAUCAUUCACAUUGCCCUUACUGUAGAACCCAAGUCCAUCCCCAAUCUCUACCUUGAUUUUCAUUUCUCUUUAUUGUACUUGUUGCUAAGAUGUGUGUUGUUUGGUAUCACUCUUAUUUGAAAGAAUCUGUGAACUAUAUUUGUAAUAGAUAAAACUCAGCAGGUCGACUACAAAUUUGCAGCUUGGUUUGGUCACUCAAAACUGGCCUGAUAUGCCUAAUGGUAGUAUAUCUAUUAUAAAACUAAAGAAUCUUGGCAAAA